Strigops habroptila (Kakapo) is the source of this 2580-nucleotide messenger RNA. RefSeq names its product mucin 13, cell surface associated (gene MUC13). The record is from RefSeq and is a predicted model, not a curated record. The transcript is spliced from 23 exons. Lineage: Eukaryota; Metazoa; Chordata; Aves; Psittaciformes; Psittacidae. The coding region runs from base 1 to 1893 and encodes 630 amino acids.
AUGGGGGAGCCUCUGGAUGCUCUGCUGGAUACACGCAGCCUGAUGGCACCACUCGACCUGCUCUGGCAGGCGGUCCUGGCUAUGGGCUGCAACUUGGACCAGGUGAAGUUAGCUCUCCUGCAGGUAGACAUGCGUGUGCAGAUGGCUGAGACAGCUGUGGCGAGCAAGUGCAGCAGAGCUGGGGCAAUACACUGCCUGUGUGGGGAAGUGCUCAAACCCUGGGAUCUGGGGGAGAAGGGACUCCAGACAGGAAGCACCAAUACAAUCCCUGAGACAGCGCCACCAGCGACCCCAGGAAGUGAUGGAAACACCAACACAAUGGAUGAGACAACGCUAUCACCAACCCUAGAAAGCGAUGGAAGCACCAAUACAAUCCCUGAGACAGCGCCACCAGCGACCCCAGGAAGUGAUGGAAACACCAACACAAUGGAUGAGACAACGCUAUCACCAACCCUAGAAAGCGAUGGAAGCACCAAUACAAUCCCUGAGACAGCGCCACCAGCGACCCCAGGAAGUGAUGGAAACACCAACACAAUGGAUGAGACAACGCUAUCACCAACCCUAGAAAGCGAUGGAAGCACCAAUACAAUCCCUGAGACAGCGCCACCAGCGACCCCAGGAAGUGAUGGAAACACCAACACAAUGGAUGAGACAACGCUAUCACCAACCCUAGAAAGCGAUGGAAGCACCAAUACAAUCCCUGAGACAGCGCCACCAGCGACCCCAGGAAGUGAUGGAAACACCAACACAAUGGAUGAGACAACGCUAUCACCAACCCUAGAAAGCGAUGGAAGCACCAAUACAAUCCCUGAGACAGCGCCACCAGCGACCCCAGGAAGUGAUGGAAACACCAACACAAUGGAUGAGACAACGCUAUCACCAACCCUAGAAAGCGAUGCAAGGGACUUCUGCAACCCAGACCCUUGUGGAAAAAAACUGGCUAGAUGUGUGGCUUUAUAUAGCACUUUUACCUGCAGCUGCCCAUAUGGAUUCUACUAUAGCAAUGAGAAUUGUCAUGCAGGGAAAAUAUACCCAGGGGUCGCUACACUGAGUGAAUCUUACAGUAGCAGUGUUCACAUUGUAAAUUCUCCGGAAUACGAACAGAUGUUGAAAAAUGUAACAACGUGGUUUAAGAAUGCCUUCAAAGGUUUAGAAGGCUUUGCAGAGACUGUCAUCACGAAAAUUCAACGCAUUCAGGAAGAAAGCAGAGCUUCUUCUCCAGUGAGUGUAACAGUGACAAACCUGUUUAUGGACAACUCAAAUGUAACCAAUGAAACAGUUAGGACUGCAAUAGAACGUGAAAUGGAAAUAUCGACCUAUGUCUCUGGUUACACAGGGACAACAUACUGUGCUGUUUUCAAUUGUAAUAAUGAAACCACAGACUGCAAAGAAGCUGUGUAUCCAGAAUGCGUAUGCAGAAGUGGUUUUACAAAGACAGAAUGGGAUGAACGCUCUUGUUCAGCUCCUCAACGGCAGAACAUGAGAGACCGAAGAGUCCUUGACUUAGGUUGUCCAGUGGGCUACUCUGGGGAUGAGUGCAAGAACAAUAUGGAACUCAUUCUUAUAAUAGUGGGUACAGUGCUUGGAGCCAUAAUCCUGAGUUUGCUGAUAGCAGUCUCUGUUGUUUCAGUAAGAAACAAACACACGCAAGAUCCAGAGCAGAAAAGCCUGCUAAAGUCAGGAUAUUCGAACUCAAAUACCUAUGCUGAUAGACAGACCACGAUGUUCCCCAGAGUCCAGACCACUUCUGGCCACACGAACCCAGUGUAUCAGCCAAACAACCCAUACGAGAAGCAUUCCACGAACAGAAGUCAAUUUCCUGAGAGAGAUUAUGAUGAUUUGUAUGAAAUAUCACAGGGACAUGAGGGCUUUAGGAUGCAGAGCAAAUAUUAAGCGACCAGAGUGGUAGAAGGAUGGAUGACCACCACGGCAAUUUGUCAGACUAAAUCAUUUCACAGCCUCUCACCAAUGCAGACACUUCAGCAGAAGAGACAACAAAAUCCAUAGCCCCAGCUUCUCUGAAGAUUUUCUAAAGGAAGACCCCUGCUUGAAAGAGAUCAUGGACAACUCUCUGAAAUAAGAGAAAAGUGAAGCAGAGGGUAGGAAGAAGACAAUGACUUUCAAAAGAAUUAACAAUCUCCAAUGAACACCAGAAUUCUUUCAGGCCAGUAGAAUGGCAAGAAAGUGAGUGUAGACAAAAUACCAGGGGUUUAACCUUCUGGUUUUCCGUUCUUCUGGAAGAUGGUCCAGGCAAUAUGUGUGAUGCUGAAAAAUGCCAUCACCCUGAUCUUUGCUCGUAUUCGUGCUCACCCUAUUUCAGCUAGAGGCAGCCUGCUUUGGGAAGAUCAAAACUGUUCUUCAUGAGAACCUAACCUUUUUCUCUAUCCUAUAUCAGAUACAGUCUUUUCCCCCUUCUAAACCCCCUAAAAUGUCCUAUCUGAAAGCAUUCUGUUCAGAUCUUUGCUGACGUGUUGUGAGAGACAAUGAUACUUGUCCGAUCUUUUACACAGCCUUCCUUCCCAAUACAAUGACAAAAAACAACAUCUUCAGACAAACACUAUUGUUAUUCAUCUUGCACAA